Molecule: messenger RNA, 5632 nt
Organism: Synchiropus splendidus (mandarinfish)
Lineage: Eukaryota; Metazoa; Chordata; Actinopteri; Syngnathiformes; Callionymidae
Gene: angel2
Product: angel homolog 2 (Drosophila)
Exons: 8
Coding region: 573-2315 (580 amino acids)
Biological process (GO): 3'-UTR-mediated mRNA stabilization
Molecular function (GO): mRNA 3'-UTR binding; 3'-5'-RNA exonuclease activity
Source: RefSeq, a predicted model, not a curated record
AAGGGUCAAUGACACUAAGAUAGGAAGACAAACGUGUUGCGUGAGUCCGGGUCCACGGUUCAGCCGGGUUGUCGGGCCGCAGCAGCUUCUGGAAGUGCCAUGCUGUUACAGUGGGCCUGGACCUUUGAUCCCGACCCUCGUCUCUGAUCCACUUCCACCUGGACUCCAUCACUCCCUGCUGUGGCUGCCGUUCCCACGGGACCUGACCCGGUCCGAGGGAUUACCCCGGGGAGUGAGGCGACGUGGAAGUGCUGGACUCCGCGACCGGAGGGUCAGUUAAGGUCACAUGAUGUUGAACUGAGCCGCGUGUCUCUGCUGAGGGGCUCCGGGGUCGGGUCCGCGCCGCCCUCUGACCCGUCCCACCGCAGCCCAGGCACAGAACCACACUCCCUGAUCACUUCCUGUCAGCCGUCCACGCGCCGGUCCAGAGGACGACGCUCGCAGCGCCACCUGCUGCUCAGCUGAGGGGCAACCGCUCUUCUUGUGUAGCGUCCGCUCGUCCGUACAGUCGUGCCGAGUUGAGCCGGGUCACCACGCGGUGGUCAGCGAUCAGAUGUCAGUCACGCUGCUCCAUGAUCCUGCGCCAGCUGAGCUCAGCCCCCCCGCGCCUUCGUCCUCCGCCCCUCACGUCUGGACACUGGAGGAGGGGCGCCUCGCUCGCUGCCCCCUGCCGGCCCCCUGCUCCUCACCCCCCAUGGUGGUGGGGACACGCCCUCUCCGGCCGCUCCCUUCACUCCUCCGGCUGCCUCCUGAUGGACCGUCCUCGCCGUGACAAGGAGCCGCCGCACAAGCGCAGGAAGUCUACAGAGGAGCAGGUGGGCGAUGACGCCCGGACCGACCACCAGGGGGCCAGCCGGGAGACUCGGGAAAAUGGUGCCAAAACACGCCCGGAGAGACACUCGAGUAAAGAGCGGACUCAAACCCUGGACCCGCCGACCCGCUGGACUCGAACCUGCGGGUCGAGGUGGGACUUGGGACCCGGCCACGCACCGAUGCCACCACCAGAGGUCGCUCUGAUCGGCAGCUCUGUCAGGUCUCUCCAGGCCCGCUGGGGCUCGACCAGACAACCCUCCCCCCCUGGACCUGCCCCUCCUGGACUCGCCCCUCCUGGACCUGCCCCUCCUGGACCUGGCCCCUCCUCCCAAGAGCUGCUACGACACUGGGAGACCUGCGCUUCCAACCACCCGCCAGCAGGGGGCCACGUGGCCUUCGACUUCUCAGUGCUGUCCUACAACAUCCUGUCGCAGCAGCUGCUGGAGGACAACGCCUACCUGUACCGACACUGCCCGCCCCAGAUCCUGUCCUGGGACCACCGCCUGCCCAACCUGCUGGCCGAGAUCCAGCGGCUGGACGCCGACGUCCUCUGUCUGCAGGAGGUCCAGGAAGACCACUACCAGGACCAGAUCAGACCGGCGCUCCAGGCUCAAGGUUUCCAGUGUGAGUUCAAGAAGCGCACCGGGAACAAGCCGGACGGCUGCGCCGUGGCCUUCAGGACGUCCCGUCUGUCUCUGGUCUCUUCCCACCCCGUGGAGUUCUACCGAGCCGGUGACGCCCUGCUGGACCGUGAUAACGUGGGCAUGGUGGUGCUGCUGCGUCCCGGCGGGCCGGGGUCGGAGGCGACGCCCCUCUGUGUGGCCAACACUCACCUGCUCUACAACCCUCGACGAGGAGACGUGAAGCUGGCGCAGCUGGCCGUCCUGCUGGCCGAGAUUAGGCGUGUAGCCCGCCGGCCAGACGGCUCGCUCUGCCCAGUCCUCCUCUGUGGGGACCUCAACUCCACGCCCUGGAGCCCCCUCUACCGCUUCCUGACCACCGGCCGCCUCCAGUACCAGGGGCUGGAGAGCAGCAUGGUGUCGGGCCAGCAGAGCAGCUCUCGUGGUCAGCGCCUCCUCCAGAGUCCCAUCUGGUCCCACAGUCUGGGCAUCAGCCAGCAGUGUCAGUACCAGAGCCAGCAGCCCACAGUGGAAGAAGCCGUGUCUGAGCUCAGCGUGGAGGAUCCCGCCCGCCCGCCUGCCGACAGCUGGACCAUCGAGCACGCGCUCCCUCUCCGAUCUUCGUACCGGCACCGUCUGCCGCCCGACUCCCGGCCUGAGAUCUCCACCUUCCACUCCAGGUCGGCCAUGACGGUGGACUACAUCCUCUACUCCCCCGAGUCUUCCUCCUCUCCGAGUGGGCGGGGCCUGCAGCUGCUCGGCCGGCUCUCAUUGGUCGGCUGGUCCGAUCUGGUGGCCGUCAACGGCCUUCCCAACCGCCAGCACUCGUCUGACCACCUUCCACUGCUCGCUCGCUUCCGCCUGACCCGACGGGUCACGUGACGGCGCCGACCUCUCGACCCUGAAGGAGCCGGAGCAGCGCCCCCUGCUGUGGCCGGACGGUUUGUGAAUAAAUGUAUUUAUUUUGGUAUGAACGUCUGCGUUGUAUCGGGUCACUGCUGAGCCUGACCUCUGACACCUGCGGAGCCCACUGUCAUGUGACACGGUCAGGACCAUCAAUCGGAGUCACGUGACCAGUGGCGCGUUUCUGCUGAAAAAAUAUUGUUUUAUUGAAAAGAGUUUGUGGUGGAGGGCGAAUGCUACAGAGGCGGCAGAGUCUCUCAACCCACAGCUGGCAGGAAGUGACCUCACGCUCCAGGGCCUCCUCCUCACCUCCACACAAACAAGAGUCUGAAGCAGGAAGGAGGCGGAGCUCUGUCGCUCCCUGGGGUCCGGUCCUGCUCCCACAGAACCUCCCGGGUCAGGAGAAGGGGACCUCCCACCUCUGAGUGUAGGCGGUCACCUCACAGGGGCUGAUGACCAGCAUCCGGGCCGGGUCCAGACCGUCCAGAGCCAUCUCCGAGUCCAGGCAGAAGUGGGACACCAGGUGCUCCAGGUGGGUGCCGGACCUCUGCCAGCGCUGCGGCACAAAACCACACACACACCGUCAGGCGGAGCAGAUCCAGGGCCCGGUCUGACCCGCUUCACUCCAGAAACUGGGGAAGAGAAGAGCUUUCCUCUGAACCCGUGACCCCGUUUGGUGCCUGUGCGUGUGUAAAUGAUUCACAGUGAGAACAAAAAGAUGCAGAUCCGACAUGAAAAGAGGCUUUUACCCAGCGGCGGGUCCAAAUCUACAGGGAGGGGGGAAAUGUGUGGGCUUGUUUACACUGCCUCGUGGGGACGUUUUGCUGGUCCCCACAGGUCCAAACCUCCAUUUGAGGAUGAAGACAUCAAACAAACUGGGUCAUUCUGACUGGGUUCAGAGUCCUGGUUCAGGUGUGUUUGAGGUGGGGGGGGGGAGGCUGGGGAAAGGGUGAUGGCCCAGAGACACCUCCCAAUGUUCCCACAGGGACAGCGAUACAAACACGUGUGUGAGAGAGUGGGGACCUGUGAGAUGCCUGCAGACACGCUCAGACUCCCAUUGCCAUGGCAACAGGCCGCACACGCCUGGCUGGGGGACACUGAACACUCUGGUUUGGUUGAGUUUGGUCGCUGCUGUCACCUGUCUUCCACUUCCCCUUCUUUCCUCCUCUGACUUCCUCCUGCUUCCCCACCCCCCAUCCAUCCGUCCACCCACCUGGAGGCUGUCAGCCAGGUCGCAGGGCAGCAGCAGCACCUGAGACGCAGGGAAGGUGGUGGCCAGAGUCAGACAGAGGUGCUGCUGGCGGAUCUGCUGCCCGUGAGUGUAGACCCACUCCUGCAGAGACACACCGGUGAGAGGCAGCUGGAGAGGCGGCGGCGGCGCCAGAGGCAGCGGGCUCACCUGCUGCGCGGCAGCGCCCUCUCUGGCUGCACAGGGUCCCAGCAAGAGCACGGGCUGCUCCUGACCCUCCGCCCGACCAGACUCCAGACAGUUCUGUCUCUGACGGAUCACGCCGGAGCCCAGGUCCGAGUCCUGAGGGACCCUGAUGAAGGAGAGAGCCACGCUUGACCUUUGACCCAGUGAUUCCAGGUCCAGCCAAGUGGUCCCCACGAGUGAGGUUAGACCCGGGUCACACACACGUACUUGAGCUCAGGGUAGACGUUGGUGAGGUACCACUGGAAGGAUUGACAUUUGAGCCUCUGGCGGAGCUGCACACGACUCUGGAUGCUGCAACACAUCACCUUCAUCAUCAACAUCUUCAUCAUCAUCAUUACCUUCAUCAUCACCUUCACCUUCACCAUCAUCAUCUUCAUCACCACCUCCAUCAUCGUGCGUGCGUGCGUGCGUAUAUAUACUCACUCUCCGUACUCCUUCCCUCGUGCUGCAGGCCGAGCAGAGUAGUAGAAGAGACGGAAGUCGUCCAUCCAGACUUCAGCCGUGCGACGUGUGUUCCUGAAGCACAGGCACAUGCUCGCAGUUGGUUGGCGGCUGAGGUGUCCGGAUGCUGAGUCAGCAGGUGAUGGGGCGUCAGGUCAUGUGAUGAAUACCAGCUGUUGCCAUGGCAACGUCUCACAACCUCUCCUUGUUUAACAGCCAAACACCUCCAUCCACCCUCCCUUCCUUCCACCUUUCCUCCCUUCCUUCCACCUUCCCUGCUUCCCUCCCUUCCUUCCACCUUUCCUCCCUUCCUUCCACCUUCCCUGCUUCCCUCCCUUCCUUCCACCUUUCCUCCCUUCCUUCCACCUUCCCUGCUUCCCUGCCUUCCUUCCACCUUUCGUCCCUUCCUUGCACCUUUACUCCCUUUCUUCCUUGCCUUCCUUGCUUUCUUCCUCCCUCCUUCCCUCCCUCUCUGCCCCCUCCCUCCCUCCCUCCUGCGUGCGUGCGACUGAGGGAUGUGGUGUGUGGAGAAGAGCAUGACGAUGGUGGGAAGAGCACAAACCACAUGAACAUGUGUGGAUGAAGGGUGGAGGUCACGGCGCGUCAGGUCAAAGCUGGCAGCUCCUACUUGAUGUAGGUGUUGGCGUUGCCCUCAGGGAAGACGUACGGAUGCUUCUUCCUGAAGACGUGACCCACCCUGCUGCACGGGAGGAUCUCCAGGCUGCCGCCGCACUGCCACACGCGGAAGGAGAUCUCUGCACGCACGCACACACACACGGCGAGCUCAGCACAGAAGCUCACCUGCAGGGGGCGCUACCGCUCUCACACCUCACUGCACACCUCCAGUACUCACACUAGUACUAGCUAGCGCAGCGACUCGCUCUAUAUCUAGUACAGCAACUCUGACUACAACUACUAUCCACUAAUUACUCCGAUGAUACCACUGCUACUCACUACUACUGCUACUACUACAACUAAAAGUACUUCUUGGAGGUCAAAGAGGCUAUUGCAAUCAGAAGUAGAAGACUUAUAACAGCAACACCUGGAACUACUGCAACCAAUUGACAAGUACUGCCAUCACCAAAUCCCUAACUGGAGCUGGAACUACUGCCACAACACGACUGCUUCUGUGACAGAAACAAGCACCUCCAUCCCGGUGCUGCAGUGAGUCCUGCGGAACUGUGGCAAGUACUUUGUCUACACUCGACACUUCGACUGCGCUGUUCUCCACCUGCAGCAGAAACCUUGGGUAUCGCAGUAACACUGCUGAGCUGCAGGUGUCAGCAGUGAGCUCAGGUGCUCUGCGGUGCUGGGCGGAGCCUCACCAAAGUUCUCGCCGCCCCAGAUGUCCAUGGCCUUGUCGUACUGACCCAGGUGGUUGAACCAGAACCUGUCGAUGACGAAGAGCCCUCCGGCAAUG